UACUGGGUUAAUCUACUGGGAACGUCUACCUGGAGAAGCUCGUCAACGGAAAUACGUCCAAGAGAGAUUUUACAGACUUUCAAGAUACCGAAAUGUUCCCGUCUCGACUGCUGGGAGCCAUCUGUCUGCUCGUCGCCCAAUUCUCCAGCAUUGGCAGGACCGCCUCAGAUGAUGCAAGACUCCUGCAGGUGACCAUCCCCAAGUCGCCACCAGCCUCUGCCAUUCUGGGUGGAUCCGUGGUGCUCCCCUGCCACGUGUCGCUGUCGCAGCCACCCCCGACGGUGGCCACGGUGGGCCGCCAUGCCGUCCUCACCCUUCCGCGGGUCAAGUGGAGUGUUUUGUCCGCGGAGAAAGAGACCGAGAUCCUGGUGGCCCGCGGCGACCGGGUGAAGGUGAGCGAGGCCUACAAGAGCCGGGCCUCGCUGCCCAACUACGCCACGUCCCCGUCUGACCUCACCCUGGAACUGGACGAGCUGCGACACAACGACACGGGAUUCUAUCGCUGCGAGGUCCAGCAGGGUCUGGAGGACGCCCAUGACCUCGUCCAGAUCAAAGUCAAAGGGGUUGUGUUUCACUAUCGACAUACAUCCAGCCGCUACGCCUUUUCCUUUGAUCAGGCACAGGACGCCUGCGAGGACAUCGGCGCCCAAAUCGCCACCCCUGAGCAGCUCUUGGCUGCCUACAACAGUGGAUACGAGCAGUGUGACGCAGGCUGGUUGUCUGAUGGCUCAGUCAGAUAUCCCAUUCAGAUGCCACGGGAGGGUUGCUUUGGGGACAUGGACGGAAUGCCGGGAGUCAGGAAUUAUGGAAUGCUCGACCCAGAUGAGCUCUAUGAUGUGUACUGCUACGUUGAGAACAUUCAAGGGGAGGUUUUCCACUCUGCCACACCCCAGCAGUUGACUUUGGCGGAGGCAAAGGCUUAUUGUGAAAGGCAAGGGGCAGAGUUAGCCACCACUGGCCAACUCUACGCGGCCUGGAACGACGGUCUGAACCACUGCAGUCCUGGAUGGCUGGCGGACGGCAGCGUCCGCUACCCCAUUGUGACGCCACGGGAACGCUGCGGUGGGCCCGAACCCGGAGUCAAGACUGUGUAUCGCUACAGCAACCAAACUGGAUUCCCCGAGCCUCACAUGCUUAAUGACGUUUACUGCUUCAGAGGCAAUAGAGGAGCUCAGACCGAAAGCCCAAGGGAGUACAUGGCCACCGAGCCAGAGAAUCGGGGCCAAGGCAUCGUCACCCUCUCGGAUCCCCUGGAGGAGUUCAGCUUGGGUCAAGUGACUGAGACAGUGGAGAAUGAGGCCCAGGGUGCCGUUGAAUCCUUUCCCGUUCUCAGCAAACAGCUCCCGGAAUUAGGAAGGGCAAUAGAGCCUCCUGCCACCAAAAUGCCCCUUCAGGAGGGUACUUUGGCUGGAGACCCGUUCAGUCCCACCACUCCGGCACCCAUCAACAUGGACACUUUCUCCACGCAUGACCCAUGGCAACAGGUGCACAUGCUCACCAAUCCUAUUGAUUUCGAAUCAGUGCCAGAAAUUUACCAGGAAACCAGCGACCCUGCCCAAGCUGGAGGUGACUCCCAGGAGAACGACACGUACGAUCGUUCGUCUGCAAUAACAGAUCAAACUCCACUGUAUCUGCCAACUGAACAAGAUGAACAUGGUUCUACUCCCACGCAUUACCAGCCAACACCUGAAACCAGCUCAGGAAAUGAAGAGUCCUCAGUGCUUUUCAACACAGGGGCCACAAGUGUACCAGAAACAACGGUACGGCCUUUGGUAUCAACAUUGGUGUAUGAGGUGUCAAGAGAGGCCAAAGGUUAUCAGACCACGCCAGAGACCAACCUGGGAUCAGCUAGUCCAUCGGAAUAUUGGGAUGAUAAUAUUAAAAUCAAUGAGGAUUCUGCCAGUCAUGAAAUGACAGAGUCCACUAGUGUAACUCAGGUCAAUCCCAACCAGGAGUAUGACACCUCAGAGGCAGUGACCUUUGAGGACAUGACGACACGACCCAUGGAGGACCUCACUGAUUCAACCCUUCUGGAGAACAACACAGAGCCUCCAUCCGCUGACCCAAUCAAAUCUCACGACCAGUCUGAAACGGAGGACACCGAUCAAACCGAGGCUCCAGCAAGUAGCGCUUUCAAGGAUGUUUCUGCUGUUCACGAGGACCAGAACCAAGUCCAAACUGUCCAACCAAGCCAGUCUUCCCUCAUGGAAGCCACCACCCUCCCUGCUCCCGCAGAGGGAUCUGGGGAUGAAGAUAUGGAGGUGAUGGUGCCCAAGUUCUCUUUCACAGAAGAUGCUGAGGAGGCAGAGGUAGAGGAGAACGGCACGGCAGCCUCGGUGGAGUCGGCGGAGCUGGUCACCCUGACCCCAGACGAUUACACCGACCACACGUCUCCCGACCACAUCCAGGUGACAACAGGCUUUGAUCAGGAGCAGUCUAGUGCACCAUCUCCAUAUUCCCCCACCACUGUAGACGUGGUGGAGCAGGAGGCAGGUGCGACAUCAGAAGAGUCCGUUUUGUUCCCAACUGAUCAUGACGGAGAGCAUUAUUAUAGCCUGACACCUACCAUAGCGGGCGAGACAGAGGGCGGCUCCGGCGAAGGCUCGGGGGCUCACGAUGACGACGACGUCGUCAUUUCAGUGACCCUGUUGACCUCCCCUGUGCCCUUCACACUUGCCACUCCGUUGGACACACGGCAGAUGGUGGAGGUUGCAUCUGGCACUCCGCGUAACCUGGAUGUCUUCAUACCAGAGAGAACCACCCUGUCCGCCUUGGGAGUGUCCCAGGGGUACCUAGAGAGGGUGGAGCAGGAGGGCUUGGGGGAAACUCCCGAUGUUCUGUACACCACAACCCCACAGUACUCAGAGACGACACUUAGCCACGAGGGGAGCGGCGAUGAGGGAAGCGAGUCAGAGGAAGAUGAGGUCGAGGAGCCUGUCCAGUCGUCUAGCGACACGUCUGUUCUUGGUCAGCACCCUGACAUCCUGCAGUUCAAUGCCACCUUUGCCCCUUCCCUAAACCUCACAGAGAGUGAGGACGAAGACUUCACAGGCCUUCUCGAGGACGUGAACGCCACUGGCAGUCUUGAUGCUCUGGCCACCACUGACACACUCGAAGCGGUAAGCACCACAGACAUGUCGCACAUUGAUGUGGAGGUCACUCUGCUUCCAGGUGAGACACAGACUCCAAUGUCAUCUACAGCACAGGAGUCUCGCUCCGACCUGGAGUUCAGUGGUCAGACUCACACCUCCACCACCUCAGGGGACCACCUGGACUCGUUAGACACGGAGUCCACCACCUCAGGGGACCACCUGGACUCAGCUGAGACAGACUCCACCACCACAGGGGAUUACCUGGACUCGUUCGCUGUGACAGUCUCCACCACCACAGGACAGUUCCUGGACUCGUCAGCUGAGACAGACUCCACCACCACAGGGCAGUCCCUGGACUCGUCAGCCGAGACAGUCUCCACCACCACAGAGCAGUCCCUGGACUCGUCAGCUGAGACAGUCUCCACCACCACAGAGCAGUCCCUGGACUCGUCAGCUGAGACAGUCUCCACCACCACAGAGCAGUCCCUGGACUCGUCAGCUGAGACAGUGUCCACCACCACAGGGCAGUCCCUGGACUCGUCAGCUGAGACAGACUCCACCACCACAGGGCAGUCCCUGGACUCGUCAGCUGAGACAGACUCCACCACCAUAGUGGGUUACCUGGACUCGUCAGCUGAGACAGACUCCAGCACCACAGUGGGUUACCUGGACUCGUCAGCUGAUACAGUGUCCAGCACCACAGGGCAGUCCCUGGACUCAUUCGCCGAGGCAGGCUCCAUCACCACAGAGUACCUGGACUCGUCGAGUGAGACAGACUCCGUCACCACACCCCCCCCAGUUGUCACCACCAUGGAGUCAGAUGAGGUUCAUAGCCCCACAACCACAUUAGCUCCAGUGGAGCUGGACCAUCUUGAUGAUCUGACCGUAACAACCGCCACCACCACCACCACCUCCUCAGUAGAAGAGGAUGUUGAUGUUGAUGAGGAGGAGGUGACGGCCACCGAGUUUGCUAUCCAACAGCCACUGCCGUCUCAAAGAGCGGUGAUCAUACGGACGGGGAACAUCUCAGAUGCCUGUACGGAGAACCCAUGUGCUAAUGGUGGCACAUGUGUUGAGAGUGGAUCCACCACCAAGUGUCUCUGCCUACCAACCUAUGGAGGGGAUUUCUGCCAGAUAGAUAUGGAGCAUUGUGAGCCGGGCUGGGAGAAGUUCCAGGGUUUCUGCUACAGGCACUUUGUGAAGCGUCAGAGCUGGGAGGUCGCGGAGCAGCACUGCCGUAUGUGCGGGGGCCACCUGGUGUCAGUCAUGAGCCCAGAAGAGCAGAAUUUCAUCAACGAUAGGUACAGGGAAUACCAGUGGACCGGACUAAACGACAGGACAAUCGAAGCAGACUUCCGCUGGUCUGAUGGAAAUCCUCUGCUUUAUGAGAACUGGUACCGCGGGCAGCCCGACAGCUACUUCCUGUCUGGGGAGAACUGCGUGGUGAUGGUGUGGCAUGAUGACGGGCGCUGGAGCGAUGUGCCUUGCAACUACCACCUCUCGUACACCUGCAAGAAGGGCAUCGCCUUCUGUGGACAGCCCCCUACUAUCCUACAUGCAAAGAUGUUUGGCAAGCGGCGCCUCCGCUAUGAGACCAACGCCAAGGUGCGCUACUACUGCGAGGAGGGCUACCUCCAAAGGCAGAACCCAGUCAUCAAAUGCCUCCCCAACGGCCAGUGGGAGGACCCUCAGAUCACCUGCACAUCAGCCUCCCCUGAGUCAGCGGCCACUGUGCCGACGUCUGUGGGUACGGAGAUGAUGGUGGAGGACACAACGACAGAGAAGGCCUCGCCACAGUUUUGGGACAUCAAGUGGAGCUUCUAAGAACCUCACAGGAACCCAACAGAACUUCCUCAUUCAUCCAUCCAUAAUUCAUUAUCAUCCUAAGACCCAGGAGACCCUCAUCUAUCACAUAGUCAGAAGCCUCACUGUCACCCAGCGUUUUUAGCAUUCUUGAAAGCUGCACAUUCUUCCAUCACCAGCAAUAUACAGGCCACAGGAUUACAUAUUGUAUAUUUUCCCAUGACACGGAAUUACAAAGAUAUUCGUAAUUCUAAGAUAUCAGUCGCAACACAGCAGUGACCACUCAUUUGCUAAUUUGUUCGCUCACAAGAUGUUUAGCAGAUAGAAGACACAAUUUCAAAAAAAGAAAAAACAUCUCAAAAUCUCAGUUUAAAGCGUUCCAUUUCUGGGAGAAUGGGUUUUCUUAAUCUGAAACUGCCGUACAGGUGCUAAGGCAAUGUUGGCCAUGCUGAUACAGCACAACGAGAGCGUGAGCUCCUAAUCUCAGCCGGUGCAACUCUAAUUAAACAACUUCAUCAUUACGUCUUCAUUUCAUUCCACUUUUCAGAAUGGAGAUUUCUGAUUCCAUUCUUCAGCCAGCGGUGUUCCCCGUCUCCUUCAUAUUUCUACCGAGUCAUCAUCUCUAUCUGGUGCUGUUAUUCAGGUCUGUCAGAAGCUGAGGCUGAUGGCAGGUCUACUGCUGUAUGUAAUUAUCAGUUUUGAUUGACUAACAUGCCAGAGACAGCAGAACCAAGACACUGUAGUGUUGUUGUUUGUUAUUGUUAUUGUUGUUGUUGUUAUUAUUGUCAAGUCCAUAGAUGGGUUUUGAAAACAAGUCAAGACAAAAAGAGAAUGACCUAAAAUGCACUCAAUUUUUCUUACGUGGAAGUGUUUCUUGCAAGCACUGUGGCACAUUCUAAUGACUUUUAAAAACAUAUUUUCCUGUUGUGUUUCACUUAACCUGAAAUCCUGUUUUCUAUUCAGUCCUGAUAGAAAUGAAUGAUAACAUGAACUGUAUUUCCCCCCCACUCUCCCUAGUUCUGCAAUGCUUUGAAAUUCUUUUUUUUAGGUUAAGAUCACCUAAAAAACAAGACAAAAUAAACAUCUAACACUCA
Messenger RNA from Sardina pilchardus (European sardine), 5989 nucleotides. It is a transcript of the gene bcan, whose product is annotated as brevican. Gene Ontology annotation, biological process: cell adhesion; skeletal system development; glial cell differentiation. Bases 93 to 4916 code for a protein of 1607 amino acids. NCBI's taxonomy places the organism in Eukaryota, Metazoa, Chordata, Actinopteri, Clupeiformes, Clupeidae. Gene Ontology annotation, cellular component: synapse; perineuronal net. Gene Ontology annotation, molecular function: hyaluronic acid binding. The transcript has 14 exons. The record is from RefSeq and is a predicted model, not a curated record.